Messenger RNA from Serendipita indica DSM 11827, 603 nucleotides. NCBI's taxonomy places the organism in Eukaryota, Fungi, Basidiomycota, Agaricomycetes, Sebacinales, Serendipitaceae. The record is from the annotation of a GenBank genome assembly.
AUGUCGCUUGGGGACUCUAUAGUCGGUUCGGGCUGUUGGCAAGCGAUUCUCUGGCAGAGGCUCAACUCGACAGGACUCUUACAAUCGAAGAAGAUAGAGUUUGUUGGGACUCUCCACUCCAAGCAAUGUGGUUUCGCUUUCGAUGGUGAUAACGAGGGCCAUUCAGAUCAGCUUGUGACGAAGGUGGCAGAGCAGAAUAAAGUGUCGGAGUGGCUUGUAUCCGUCGAAUCCCCAGAUAUGGUGCUCAUGCAUUUUGGAACAUACGACCUACUUGCACAAGUGUCGCCUAAAAGGAUCCUAGAGGCAUACACGACCAUAGUCGAGCAGCUUCGGAAAUCCAACAUCUAUGUCAAGAUAUUCGUUGCUCAAAUACUUCCGAUUCACAGUGAUGCUUGCUGGAACUGCAACAUCAAAGUGAAGAGGCUCAACGACCAAAUUCCGAGUUGGGCGAGUCGACUAUCCAAGGGAGAUAGCCCAAUCUAUGUGGUAGAUCAGUAUGAUGGAUACCCAAGCAGAAACACAAUUGGAGGGAUACUUCCCGACGAGUUGGGCGAUGAGCUCUUUGCACGUAAAUGGUAUCAUGCCAUUGUUCCGCACCUUUGA